AUGCCGCCAAGAUUCUUCAGGAGAAGAGGAAGAGGCAAGGGGCCAAUCACCGCCCCCAAUGAUAAUGAAGCUGGACCUUCGAAUGCGCGAGCUCCAUCUACCACGGAGAGUGACGAUCCCCAGCAGAACCGGAGGAACCUCUUUGAGCCGGCUAGACGGUCGGUCUCACAAAGUUCAACACCUCCUAACCUUUAUGGGCCACAACCGGAUUAUCAGCCCAACAACCCUCAACCUUCAUACAUACCAUUACAGCGAUCCCUAUCGCAUAACUCUUUUGGUGACCCUACACCAGUUUUUAGGGGCCGGCACGAAUGGUACUAUACACCUCCUCACCACUCAUCGCCUCAGCAGCAGCAACAGCAGCAACAAGAUCCCUCUGAGGAUCCAAGGUUUGUGGUAGUCACGCCACCACCUCUGCCGCCACCAGUUCAACCGGCACCCCCGCAACCGCCAAGACGUAGGAGAACCGGAGCACGUAUGUCUGUGCGAACAGGAGACUUUCAUUUUAGUUCUCCACGCCAAUCAAGUGGCAGCCACUACCCGCCACAUCAAGAAGAUCCACAAAUGGGUGGGCCUUCACACCCAGUUGCACCACAACCACCGCCUAUGGGUUUUGAUAACUCGAUUCCGGCACACACGGGUUCCACGGCGUAUAACCCAUUUGAGCAGCCAGUGCACACCAACUACAACUACGCCGAAGCCGAUCCAUACGUGGUAGCGGCUAACUAUAACACCCAAGGACCCUAUGGAGAUCCAUGGGGAGUAGGGUACCCAACUCAUGGGUACCAGAUACCUGCAAGACCUAUUAUACGGACGCAAUCGCAACCACCAAGGUUUUCUCCGCCUGAGCGUGAAGAAAUUCUGCAAAGGUUGGACUAUGUAGAGCGAGAAUUUCACAGGGAGCGAAGGGAGCGACAAACGUUCUUCCAAGGAUUGACAAGCUUGAUCCAAGGAAAGAGCAAGAAGGACCACUGA
This is a messenger RNA of Helianthus annuus (common sunflower), 975 nucleotides long. Its product is annotated as proline-rich receptor-like protein kinase PERK10. The transcript is spliced from 2 exons. The record is from RefSeq and is a predicted model, not a curated record. The coding region runs from base 1 to 975 and encodes 324 amino acids. Lineage: Eukaryota; Viridiplantae; Streptophyta; Magnoliopsida; Asterales; Asteraceae.